Messenger RNA from Ostrea edulis (European flat oyster), 456 nucleotides. RefSeq lists its product as uncharacterized. The transcript has a single exon. NCBI's taxonomy places the organism in Eukaryota, Metazoa, Mollusca, Bivalvia, Ostreida, Ostreidae. The coding region runs from base 1 to 456 and encodes 151 amino acids. The record is from RefSeq and is a predicted model, not a curated record.
AUGGCCUCUAAGCUGCACAUAACAUCACUGCAAGUAGGAGACGACUCUAUCACUCCUGUUACUAAGGCCAAGGGCGUUGAUGUAACCAUUGACUGUCACAUGACCAUGAAGGCACAUGCUAGUAUAUCAUCAGUGUGCAAAGGUGCCUUCAUCCACCUAAAGAACCUGAGCCCGCUGAGGAGAUAUCUGGACAGGGAAUCGAUGGAAUGUGUUGUCCAUGUCUUCAUAACAACAAAGCUGGACUACUGCAACUCUCUUUACUACGGCUUUCCAUCAAAGCAGUUCCAGUCCAUCCAAAACGCUGCAGCCAGAAUCAUCUCAGGCACCCGAAAAUAUGACAGUAUUACACCAGUACUACGCUCCCUCCAUUGGCUGCCAGUUCAACCAAGAGUCACCUUCAAGACAUUGGUGUUAGUGUACAAAACAGUCAACAUCAUGGCUCCACCCUAUCAGUAG